Magnolia sinica is the source of this 2000-nucleotide messenger RNA. RefSeq names its product G-type lectin S-receptor-like serine/threonine-protein kinase B120. The coding region runs from base 251 to 1699 and encodes 482 amino acids. The transcript has 7 exons. Gene Ontology annotation, biological process: protein phosphorylation. Gene Ontology annotation, molecular function: ATP binding; protein serine/threonine kinase activity. The record is from RefSeq and is a predicted model, not a curated record. NCBI's taxonomy places the organism in Eukaryota, Viridiplantae, Streptophyta, Magnoliopsida, Magnoliales, Magnoliaceae.
UCAGGUAUCUUCAAGCAGACGGAUUGGAACCGAGAGAGGAACGAAUGGUCCGUUCCGUGGGUGCACACACGUACUAGGUGCGGUGUUUAUGGCCUGUGUGGACCGUUUGGGAUUUGCAAGGAGUUGGGUUCGCUGACAUGUGUCUGUUUGAGAGGGUUCGAACCCAAGUCGAUCGAUGAAUGGAGUAAUGGGAACUGGUUAGGUGGGUGUGUGAGAAAAACCCCGAUAAAUUGUAGUAGUGAAGAGGGGAAUGGAGAUGGAUUUUGGAAGAUUGGAGGGGGUGAAAAUGCCGGAUUUUACAGAUUGGAAGCGUGGCGUGGAUGAUGCAAAGGCCUGUAAAGAUAAGUGUCUGAAGAACUGUUCUUGUGUCGCCCAUGCGUAUGUUAGCGGUAUCGGGUGCAUGAAUCGGGGUGGAGAUUUGAUGGAUAUUGAAGAAUUCAGUUCUGGUGGAGAGAAUUUAUACAUACGUUUGGCAGAUUCGGAACUAGGUGGAAAGAGAGGUAUUAAGGCAAUUAUCAUAGUAGUAAUGGUGGUUUUAGGAUUACUUAUCAUUGUUCUGUGUGCCUACAUUUAUAGGAGCUGGACGACUAAACAAAGAGAGUCAGGAAGGCAGAGCAGAGAGCAGGCAUGUAGAAAUUCUUUGGAUGAAGAUAUAUUACUGAGACGCAUGGUCCACGAAACAGAAGGCCCCGAACUACCUAUGCUCGAUUUCAGGAUCAUAGCAAACUCAACGGACCAUUUUAGUCACGCAAAUAAGCUUGGAGAAGGAGGUUUUGGUCCUGUUUACAAGGGAAAUUUGCAAAGCGGAGUGGAAAUAGCUGUGAAGAGGCUCUCAAAGAGCUCUGGACAGGGCUUAGAAGAGUUCAAGAACGAGGUUAAACUGAUAUCCAAGCUCCAGCACAGGAAUCUUGUUAGGAUUUUGGGAUGUUGCAUUGAAGGAGAAGAAAAGCUGUUGAUAUAUGAGUACAUGCCCAACAAAAGCUUGGAUGCCUCUCUCUUUGAUCCAAGCCAACAAUCAGUACUAGAUUGGGCCAAACGCUUCCACAUUGUGGAAGGGAUUGCUCGAGGGCUUCUUUAUCUUCAUCAAGAUUCGAGAUUGAAGAUUAUUCACAGAGAUCUCAAAGCAAGUAAUAUUCUACUAGAUGAAGGCUUGCAACCAAAAAUAUCAGAUUUCGGUAUGGCAAGGAUUUUCGGAGGAGAUCAGAAUCUAGCAAGAACAAACAGGGUUGUGGGUACGUAUGGUUAUAUGUCCCCGGAGUAUGCUAUGGAAGGACGGUUUUCAGAGAAAUCUGAUGUCUUUAGCUUUGGGGUCUUGUUGUUAGAGAUUGUGAGUGGUAAGAGGAACUCUGGAUCUUUUCACCAUGAAGACUCUCUAAGUUUGUUGGGUUAUGCAUGGCUACUGUGGAACCAAAACAAGGUGUUGGAGAUGAUUGAUCCGGGGUUGGGAGGCACAUUUUCACAAUCUGAAGUGCUGAGAUGCAUCCAUAUAGGGCUCUUGUGUGUGCAACAGUUUGCGAUAGAUAGGCCCACCAUGGCAUCUGUAGUUUUCAUGCUUGGCAGCGAUAUCGCAAAUUUUCCUACUCCAAAACAACCUGCGUUUACUGAAAGGAGAAACCCGUUGGAAUCAGAUUCGUCACAAAGGAGCCGCAAAAUAUGCUCAGUGAAUGAAGUCACUGUUACCAUCAUCCAGGGCGGAUAACACAGAAAUUUCACCUACUUGCAAUAGUAUUAUUUUGGACCUGACUCUCUGUAGUGCUAAUGUGGCAGACUUGUAAGAGAUCCAGUCCAUUUAUCAAGUGAACUCAACUGAAUUCGUGUCAUUGGCCAAAAAAUCCAUCCAAUUAGGGUACCGGGUGGACCACACGUCUUUACAUGCAAACUCUUGACCAUUAUAUGAUUUGAAAUGCCCUCAUAGUUAGGGUUUUGUCAAGAAGACAAUUAUACCAGAAAACUGGGAGAAAAUUAUAUGUUAUUUACUAACCCCAACAUGGAUAUAUAUA